This is a messenger RNA of Mycosarcoma maydis (corn smut), 2106 nucleotides long. Its product is annotated as TATA-binding protein-associated factor TAF6. Bases 1 to 2106 code for a protein of 701 amino acids. The record is from RefSeq and is a predicted model, not a curated record. Gene Ontology annotation, molecular function: RNA polymerase II general transcription initiation factor activity; transcription coactivator activity; protein heterodimerization activity. The transcript has a single exon. Gene Ontology annotation, biological process: RNA polymerase II preinitiation complex assembly; transcription initiation at RNA polymerase II promoter. NCBI's taxonomy places the organism in Eukaryota, Fungi, Basidiomycota, Ustilaginomycetes, Ustilaginales. Gene Ontology annotation, cellular component: transcription factor TFIID complex; SAGA complex; SLIK (SAGA-like) complex.
AUGGCCCCUUCGACUAAAAGCGGCGCCAAUGCUGCAGCCAGCAGCUCGACGUCCAACACUACAGCUUCUCUUGGUAUCGGCAUCUCUUCUGCCUCGACCGGAGGUGCUGGUGGCAGCAUUGGUCUUGGACCCUUAGCUGGAGUGCCUGCCUCCGUCUAUCCAACAGACACGAUCCGAGAUGUCGCCGAAUCUCUCGGUAUCAACAGUAUGAAGGAGAGUGUCGCCGCUGCGCUCGCAGCCGACGUCGAAUACCGCAUCCGCGAGAUCGUUCAAGACGCAGCGAAGUAUAUGAGACAUUCCAAGCGCGACCAGCUCAAGACCAUCGACAUUGAUGCUGCGCUGCGAGCACGCAACAUCGAGCCAAUCUAUGGCUUCCUUCCUUCCUCGUCAGGGCGUUCCAGUGCUAGCGAUCCAUCACGAUAUACUGCAGGUCCCACCUUCCGCCGCGUUCAGACAGCUUCCGGUGUGCCGCUGCACUAUGUCGAGGAUGAGGAGAUUGACUUUGACAAAAUUUUGGAGGCCGGACCCAGGAUCGGUAUCGGUCGUGGCGUGGGUUGGGGAGCUCACUGGUUGGCAAUCGAAGGUGUGCAGCCUGCUGUACCGCAAAACCCAUCGCCGAUUGCCAUCGCAGAGGCGAAAGGCGUCUCUGGCUUCAUGGGACCCAGCUCAACACAACCGACUACGGCUGCACCGGCAGCCAAGGCCGUCACUGUUGCUGGAGGCGACGGCCAGGCGAUUGCCAAGCCACUCGUCAAGCACAUUCUAUCGCGUGAGCUUCAGCUGUACUACGAAAGGCUCACAAAAUCCAUCGUCAGCCCACCUCCAGAAGCAGAUGAAGAUCUGGAAGACGAGACCGAAGAAUGUGCUCCAGCCAUCAGGACGGCACAAGAUCAAGAUGUUGAGAUGGGCUCUGCCAGCUCACCCAAGGAUCAGAUCGACGCACCUCCAAGGCCGACCGUCACGCUUGCCAAGCCACUGAAAACGUUUGCGCAGAAGGGCUCUGGCAACCACGUUCGAGACGCUGCUCUUGCCAGCCUUCGCGGAGAUCCCGGUCUGCAUCAGCUUGUGCCGUACCUCAUCCAGUUCGUUGGCAGCAAGGUCAUCGAGACCCUGCGCUCUCCUUCCCAAGACGAUACAGCGGCAGCGUCGGACGGAUCGUCAGCAGCCAUGGCUGUGCGCGAAAGUCAACAAAUUAGCACAGCUGACAAUCACAUGCUUGGCGUGCUUCUCAGCACUGUCCAUGCCAUCCUGGUGAACCCGCACAUCUUUGUGGAGCCGUACCUGCACCAGAUGAUGCCUUCCAUCCUAUCGAUCUUGCUGACGUCGUCGUUGGCGGAGCCAGAGCUUCUGCGUCUGUCGCAAGGGAUGAACGACGGUCACCGGCCGCUCGUCACCGCUGGCCCCUCGUCCUACUCGCUGCGUGCUCAUGCGUCGGCAUUGCUCACUCAUGUCGUUGAAACGUUUGGCUCCUCGUAUCCAACGCUCAAGCCACGCGUGGUGGCCACGCUUCUCAAGGCACUCAUGACGGGUGUCUUGCCAGGAAGCAGCGAUCAAGACUCGGCACGACGCAGCGAGGCUCUUUCAGCUCGAGAACCUCGAGCCAGCCCAGGGACUAAGCUCGGUGCGCUCAUGGCACUGCGACGUCUUGGCAAGGCAAGCUUCCGCACAGUCCUCUCCAACUCGACACAGCUCAACGCUAAGCUCAGCGACAGCGCACAACCGACCGAGACAGCAGCAACACCGCUUCGUCUGCUUGGCGAAUGGAUGCAGUCGUGGGAAUCGGGCUCGCUGCACUCUGGUGAUAGCAAUCAGCAACUGCGUGCGCUGCAGAUGAAGCCCGUUAUUAACGAAGUUACGGGCGCACUGCAUGCUCUGCUCCCACCCUUUGUGGCACCCAACGCUGAGCUUAUGGGAACGAUCGAGGAGCGAAACCAAACGCUCGCAUCAACGUACGGAGAGUACUGGAUGGAAAAGGUGAUUCGAGCAGACGGCAGGGCAAGGGCUGCUCUCGAGACUGAACUAGGUAUGCGCACUAGUGCCGGCGGCUCAGCGCCCAAAGCUGCAGACGCAACCACAUCAACCCGUCAAGUGAAACACGAGCCGUGA